Messenger RNA from Alexandromys fortis (reed vole), 2400 nucleotides. RefSeq lists its product as uncharacterized. The coding region runs from base 929 to 1999 and encodes 356 amino acids. NCBI's taxonomy places the organism in Eukaryota, Metazoa, Chordata, Mammalia, Rodentia, Cricetidae. The record is from RefSeq and is a predicted model, not a curated record. The transcript is spliced from 4 exons.
CCAAGUCUGUACUUCCCUUACCAGCGGGCAAACAGAAUUUGGGAAGGAGGGGAUUAUCAACCCAGAGGCCCCACCCUGCCUCUACACCCUGUCCAGUUCCCAGGGGAGGGGCCAGGCACUAACACUUUGAGAGGCCCAAGUGACGCAAAGCAGGCUGGAGAGGGGAAGCCUGAUAUGCAAGGGGCACCGGAAAGGGUAAGGGCCAGAGGUCACUCAGGGACCAUUCUCAGUAGGGAUACAAUAGUGUUUUACAGAACUGUCAAAGGCCAUUAGGAAGGACACAUCCAGCGGUCGUACAGAGAAUUGGGGUCAAAUAUGGAAGUACCAGAGGCGACCCCAAGACAAAGCAGUGGAGAGUGGCCCUUGGUAGUCCCACCAGUCUGAGUCCAUGAGCUGAAUCUACCACACUGAACUCAGGGCCAGGAAGGGGAACAUAGGCGGCUGACACAGCGGAUGUGGGUUGAGAGCUGCCUUCACACAUCAGGCAGGAAGGGGGCAAGGGAGGGUGCAGGGACUGUCCCGGAGGAGGGAGGCAACAGGGAUGAGGCCUCUUCAGCCAUUAGCCUCCUCAGACUUCUCUCCCACCAGUUAGAUUCUUCCUUCCUGGGGAGUAUCCUGGCAGCAUCCAGAGCUGAAAAUGCACUCAAGAAGGGUCCAGGUCCCCAACUACUGACUUUCUAACACCCCUUCAAGUCAGAGAGCAGUGUGCCCCACAGGAACUACCAAGAGGCCCAGGCGCAGCGCUGGGAUGGCUCUCCACAGUACUCAGGACGCUGAAGGAACUGCCUGAGACCAGUACAAGGCGGCUUGGGGCCGAUGCCACGCAAACAGCCUACAACAGGAGGCCGAAUCCUGUUUUUCCUCAGGAGCUGUGGGCGUCUGUGCCAGCCUGUCUUUGGCAAGUGUGGAGCAAUGGAGGAACGGCUGGAUGAACAGGGAGCAUGCCCCAGUCCCACAGCAGCCCCUGACUGCUAACGGAGCCUUGUGUGGAGUGAGGGCAGGAAAGGGUGUGACAGCUGCCCUGAAGAUGGACCGUCACAACAUGUCCUGGAUCCGCUACCCUAGCCAUGUGUCCCCAGCUGUGGAGGAUGUCAUUGCAGCACAGAGCAUCAUUUCUAGGUGCACGCAUGUGUAUGUAGCGGUGUGUGUCCCGCUGAGCCUGGUAACAGGGCUCUUCUGUCUAAGCGUGUUCAUCCGGGAACGUACUAGGCUGGGGGUGCUGGACAGGCUCCUUGCAGGCCUCACAGUCACUAGCAUCUUGGUGACUCUACUGUCCCUCAAUGCUGCUGGCCGGCCUGACUACAUGGCCACGACAAACCUGGGCUGUGGGAUACUCUCAUUCUUCUCCAAUGUCUGCUACUUUACAGUUCAGUACCUGCAGGGGGCCAUGCUUGUCCAGGUUCUUCUGCCGGGAUCUUCAGGCCGCCAGCUCUUGGUGAGGCCUGUGGCCAGUCUAGUUGCCAUCGGAGCCUGUGCUGUGUGUAGCUCACUUAUCCUGGUGUCCCUACUGGGCACAUCUGGGGAGUUGCACGCAACCACUGUGUGCCAGGUGGAUCCACUGACGGCAUGGCCCGAAUAUGAGAUCGUCAAGUUCAGCCUGGGCUUCGCGCUUGCCAUGAGCUUUCAGAUGGUUCUCCUUCUCCUGCAUGCUACAUACCCAGCCUGGCGGGUGGCUCCUGCUCCGAGGGACCCAGCCUCUGGGCACUGGGCGGUACUGGCCGUGACUCUCAACAUGUUUGCCUGUAGACUCUUCUUCAAUGUGGUCCUCCUGCAUCGGGCCCAGCUGAAGCUUCGGAAGGAUGUGGGCUCCCCCAAGGAUGAGCUGCUCAUGAACCUCGCAGAGCUGGCCCUCUCUGGAGAGAGUUGUAUCAACUUGGUGGUCACCCUCGUCCUUCACACAGGGUGCAGGCUCAGGUUGCUGGGUCUCCUUGAACGCCUGACACAGAGAUGCAGGCGGGCACCGGACCACAGCAUGCCCUUGGAUAGAGUAGGGGGCUAGACAGGGCCUGUCUACAGGCACAAGCCACACCCCGUCCUGGUGUUCAGGAAGAGUGCUUUUCCGGGGAGCUUGGGCAGGGUUCACGUGUUCUGGGUGGUGCUUAACAAACAGAAGCUUGCUGCGGUCACCUCAACCUACGCAAACAAGACAGCUUCUCUUCCCAGAUCAACAGGUGCGCCUUGAGAACAUUCAGGUCAAAGACAUAACGGCAUGGGUGCAGGGGCCGAUCGGAGACCAUGGGUUUGCUGGAGGGUGUCCAGACUAUAAUGGCCACCUUGCCCGACGGCUGCCAUCCUCCAUUCCAUGGCUCAGUCUGACGACACAGGAAGAGCACCGUAGAAAUAAGCACAGUAGUUACCUAAGGUUUUUGUUUCUUUCUUUUUAAAAAUAAUUUACUUUUA